Messenger RNA from Neohortaea acidophila, 1731 nucleotides. RefSeq lists its product as uncharacterized. The record is from RefSeq and is a predicted model, not a curated record. NCBI's taxonomy places the organism in Eukaryota, Fungi, Ascomycota, Dothideomycetes, Mycosphaerellales, Teratosphaeriaceae. The transcript has a single exon. The coding region runs from base 289 to 1428 and encodes 379 amino acids.
UGCUUCGCUCCCAAGCGAACUCCCGAUCUGUGCGCGCGGCCUUGUUCUGGAAAGGAAGGGCCGGGCAGUUGGCUGACAAGCGAACGCCUGUGCAUGAACAUUCCAUGCAGCUAUCAAAAGCGAGCCACCGUCAGCCAUCGUUCCGCUCGAUCACGCAUCUUCGCUGCUUACUGCGCCCGGUAGUUCUCACGCGAGGGCGGCGCACGACUCGCCAGGCAACCAUUCUUCUGCGCCCUCUCUGACACGGGUGUUACGAGAUGGACAAUGUGUACGCCCGAACGGACUUGAAUGGAAGGUGCGUGCAGAGCAGGACGGCGACGGACGGUGCCAACGCAGCUCUCGUUCACCGCCUCGCCUCUCCCCUCUCCAAUUGGUCGAUUCGAUGAGCGACCAUCGUGUGCUUGUCGGGGUGUGCCCCUCUGCUCCACACACCUGCAGCAUGGCCCGCGCCGCGCGAUGAUUGCUCUCCAAGAACCUCGACAUCUCUGCUCCACUCCCGCCCACUCUCCCUCCACUCGUUCUCUCCUCGCCUCUCCGCGCGUGCAUGUACCUACCGACCCUUCCCAAGCUCGACCUGCUGCACCUCCCGUUGCCACGCCGGGCGCGCGCUCUAGCCUGCAUCACGAACCAUCACUCGUCAUCUUAUCAGCCUCCCGUCCCCCUCCAUCCUCCUCGCGCCUGUUUGCCAUCGGGCUAAAUGGGCCGGGCCAUGCGCGCAAGGCAUCCCUGCGAACCAUGCUUGGCCAGUGGUUUGUGCGAUUCCUCCAUUCGACAUCUCACCCACCCACCCACCAUCUCGCCGUCCAAGCUAGGCACCCCAUCAUCCACCCAUCGUCCGAAGCUUCCGCCCCCCUCCACCAUCGUUGGCGCCAUCGCCUCCUGCUGUUCCAUUGGACUAAUCUGCCCGUCACAUAUAGCCUGCCCAGCGGCGCGCUUCCAAUCCCUCUACUGCUCCCCACCCCCAGCCGCCUCCCUUGCUUGGCCAGCACUAAUUCGCCGCCCCUCGACUAUCUCUCUUCCCCCCUUUGCCCCGUGUCAUUGGUCCGUCGAGCAAGCCGUGAACGCUCUUCGGGAAGGGCGCGUGUGCGUGCCCUGCCGCAUGUCCUGCAUCGCCCGCCUGAUCCUUCACUUGCAUGCAUGCAUGUUCUUCCCCAGCGUACCGUUGGAUACACCUCGCCGCUGCAGCCCCGGCUCCCAUACUUGUUGAUCUCGCAAUCCUUCCCUCACUUUCCUGCCGUCGUGUCUCGGCUCUCGCGGCGGAGAGAUCUUCCCAUCCGCAGUGCACAUCUCGCUUGGCGCUGCCCGUGUUACGUCAAGGCACAUGCAUUCGUCGCUCCACCGCCACUCGAGAGGCGUGGUUAUUGUCUGCCGACGCAGCACCGCCGCCGCAUAGUCCCCGCGCCCCGGCCGCGGUCCCAGCAUUCUUGACACACCACCCGUGUGACGGAGGCGCCUGCAUUGCCCACUGCUGCAUGGUAGAUCCCUCGGGGGUGGGGUUUACAUCACGAGGCUAAACGAUUGACGAAGCCUGCAUUGCAUUGCAUAUCUUGGGUGGAGACUCUCUUGCAUCGAGACUGCGAGCGCCGGGCGUGGCGGGUGUAAAAUCCGUUCGAUGAUCUCGACGUCGACUGCUCUCUUCCAACUUUACCGUCGAUCAACGACGUCUGCAGAGGAUUUCCAACAGACGGAGGCGUUCGUCGACAAGUUGCAUAUUUUCAACGACUCGUUGGA